AUGUCUGAGCAUACCACUCGCAAAUACGGCGACCUGGAGUCUAGGGGUGCCGAGGCCACUGGGCGUCAAGCAAUUAGCACAGGCCUUUUCAACUCGAGGACUGGAGCUGCCGGAGGCGAUGUUAACGGUGGAGAUGGUGGAAAAAUCUCCAUUGCAAAAGAACAUAACUUUGUUGAGACCGCGAACAUCAAUGUCUCCGGAGGCAACGCUCAUCAGACCGGGUAUCACACCAGAGGUUUCCAUCAUGUGCAGACUUCGGGCAAUGUGAAGGGUGGAAAUGGUGGCACACUUGAACUCUGA
Messenger RNA from Aspergillus welwitschiae, 300 nucleotides. RefSeq lists its product as uncharacterized. NCBI's taxonomy places the organism in Eukaryota, Fungi, Ascomycota, Eurotiomycetes, Eurotiales, Aspergillaceae. The coding region runs from base 1 to 300 and encodes 99 amino acids. The record is from RefSeq and is a predicted model, not a curated record. The transcript has a single exon.